UAAUCAACCUGUCACUUUCAUUGUCAUGACGAUGUUUUAUUUUAAGGUUAUGUACAACUGUUUUCGCUUACAUUAAUCUGGACUUUAUAUGGAAAUGUUAUUCUCAUCCUUUUAAAAUGGCUCUAGUUGUUAAUUUUGGAAUAAAACACAUUUUCCCUUUGACGAAAUAUUGUAUUAGACCUCUAUUUAUCUAUAGUAGCUGUAAAUAUGGUACAAAAGUCUCGACGACUUCAUCCGAUGGUUUUAACAAUCUCACGGAUUGGGAAACCUUGAACAAAAAGAAGAAAAUUAGUAAAGCUAUGAAAGCUUACUUAGAAAGGGCAAGAGAACAUGAUGAGUUUAUGAAAAAGCAAGAGUUUGAAUACACUAUUGGUAAGCGCCAUCUUGCUAACAUGAUGGGUGAAGAUCCUGAGAAUUUUACACAAAAGGAUGUGGAUCGAGCCAUUGAAUAUUUGUUUCCUAGUGGCAUUUACGAUCCGGCGGCGCGUCCUUUAAUGAAGCCACCUGAGGAAAUAUUCCCAGCUCGAAAAGCUGCGGAAUUUGACGAGGCAGGAAGGCCACACCAUUUUUUGUUUUACACUGGGAAACCUAAUUUCUUCAAAUUGCUCUAUGAUACUGUUGAAAACAUACAACAAUCCAUCAGUUUUCAUGAUAAGGUUAUAAGAAAAAAAGCGACACCUGAUCCUAAUGAGUCACUUAAUUUAGGAAGCAGUGCAUGGUUGACCAAAGAGCAGUUGGAGCAGGUGAUUGUGGAGAAAAUUACUGAUUUAGAAUAUGACAACUUUAAAGUAGUAAUGGAAAGGCUAAUUUCUCUGCCACAUGCUUAUAGGCAUAAAGAAUUUAUUGAUAAAUAUAGAAAACCUUUAGUCAGUCAAAAGUUUGCUUUGGAAAUACCAAAGCCUAGCUAUGAUGAUCAAGGCAGAGCUUUUGUGACUACAUAUGAAUGCCUGAGGAAGAAAGCUAGGGGUGAUGUAACUAUUCGGUCCCCUGGAACUGGAAAAAUUUGUAUAAAUGGAAAGGAUAUAACAUAUUUUGAGGAUGUUCAGCCAAGAGAACAAGUUAUGUUUCCGCUUCUUUUUACAAAUAUGCAAGAUCGUGUGGAUGUUGAAUGUAAUAUUGAAGGGGGUGGUCCAUCUGGCCAAGCUGGGGCUAUAAGAUGGGGUAUAGCUUGGGGUCUGAGAAGUUUUGUAGAUAAAGAUAUGCUUGAGAAGAUGCAGGUGGCUGGGUUGCUGACUAGAGAUCAUAGGCGUCGUGAACGUAAGAAGCCUGGACAACCAGGAGCCAGGAAAAAACCUACAUGGAAGAGGAGAUAAAUAAUUUGUUAAAAAUGAAAAAUAAAGAAGUAGUUUGUAAA
Amyelois transitella is the source of this 1354-nucleotide messenger RNA. It is a transcript of the gene mRpS9, whose product is annotated as small ribosomal subunit protein uS9m. The transcript has a single exon. NCBI's taxonomy places the organism in Eukaryota, Metazoa, Arthropoda, Insecta, Lepidoptera, Pyralidae. The record is from RefSeq and is a predicted model, not a curated record. The coding region runs from base 117 to 1313 and encodes 398 amino acids. Gene Ontology annotation, molecular function: RNA binding; structural constituent of ribosome. Gene Ontology annotation, biological process: translation. Gene Ontology annotation, cellular component: mitochondrial small ribosomal subunit; ribosome.